This is a messenger RNA of Lobosporangium transversale, 1674 nucleotides long. RefSeq names its product acetyl-coenzyme A transporter 1-domain-containing protein. Lineage: Eukaryota; Fungi; Mortierellomycota; Mortierellomycetes; Mortierellales; Mortierellaceae. The transcript is spliced from 6 exons. The coding region runs from base 386 to 1672 and encodes 428 amino acids. The record is from RefSeq and is a predicted model, not a curated record. Gene Ontology annotation, cellular component: membrane. Gene Ontology annotation, molecular function: acetyl-CoA transmembrane transporter activity.
CCUUCACCCGCCCCAGAGGACUGUACACCACUUCAUGCUUCGUUGGCCAUGGACGAAAAAGACGCUACUACUACUACUUUACCCAUGUCAACCAAGGACAGCUGGAAUUUUUUAUUAUUAGUGGUAUUAUGUAAAGGAUAACAUAGUCAGGUCUUUUCUCUCUCUUGUUAUGAUUAUCCUGUUCUAGCAUAUAAUGAGCUACCAUCGCAUCAAGUAAGACAGCUAAAGUCAUCGGUGUUUAUUGCUGCUAUUGCUAUUAUUUCGAGUAGAUCUUUUACAGGGUGUACCAGUAGGAUUGGCCUUUGGCAGCGUCCCAUUCUUGCUCAAGGCUAAGAUUAGUUACUCGCAGAUUGGGGUUUUUUCCCUCGCACAUUACCCUUACAGCAUGAAAUUCCUCUGGUCUCCGAUUGUCGACGCAGUUUAUAGCAAGGAGCUAGGCCGGCGCAAAUCAUGGAUUGUUCCUAUUCAAUUGUUGACAGGGUUUAUGUUUUUUUGGUUGGGGACCAACAUUGAUGAGUGGCUAGAACAGGAUCAAAUUGCAAUAGGCACACUUACCGCAGUGUUCUUUGUUCUGAUAUUUUUCUCCGCCACUCAGGAUAUUGCUGUAGAUGGAUGGGCAUUAACGUUAUUAUCCAAGAACAAUGUGUCAUAUGCGUCGACCGCUCAAACGAUUGGUCUUAAUUCGGGCUACUUUUUGUCCUUCACUGUUUUUCUGGCAUUCAAUUCUCCCGAAUUCAGUAACAAGUAUUUUCGAUCGGAACCUCAAGAUGUUGGCUUGGUACCUCUUGGCGGAUAUCUCAAAUUCUGGUCUAUGAUGUAUUUUACGAUCACGCUAUGGCUUAUCUUUUUAAAAAAGGAGGAGCGUCCCCAGACAGAUCAGAAUGAAUUUAGUAUCAAAUCGGUGUACAAGGUUAUCCUCAGGAUUAUUCAACUACCCCAUAUGAAAUCAUAUAUGAUUAUUCUACUAACCGCAAAGAUUGGGUUCAUCGCAAAUGGAGCGGUAACAGCCUUAAAAUUACUGGAAAGGGGAUUUGGCAAAGAGGAUUUGGCAUUGGCCGUGCUUAUCGACUUUCCAUUCCAAAUUAUCUUUGGUUACUACGCUGUGAGGUGGAGUUCAGGAUCACGGCCACUUAGACCGUGGCUAUGGGCAUACUGCGCACACUUGGUCUGUUGUGUUAUCGCCAUGUUGAUUGUUUCUUCUUUUCCUGAGGAUGGGAUUGUCACACCUGCUUAUUUUUACAUUGUCCUUGCCACAACUGUAACAACGUCCUUUACAAGCACGGUGGCAUUUGUAAGCAUGGGGGCAUUUAUGACAGUCAUCGCAGAUCCUGUGAUCGGGGGAACCUAUAUGACGCUUCUUAACACUCUAAGCAAUUUCGGUGGAACUUGGCCUCGGUUCUUUGUUCUUGAGGCUGUUGACUACUUCACGGUAUCAAGAUGCUCUGUUAUGAACGCUGAAGGCGAAGAAUUCUCUUGUGCUUCUGAACCUGGUAAAGGGCUGUGUCAGCAGCUUGGAGGCAAUUGCCUGAUCGAGCAAGAUGGCUAUUACUUCGUGAGCACGGUCUGCGUAAUGACUGGCGCUAUACUACUUGUGCUUUACAUUGCACCAACAAUUCGUUAUUUGGAAUCCUUGAAUCCUAAACUUUGGAAGUUACCAAAAGAAGAAAACUAGAG